Messenger RNA from Lytechinus variegatus (green sea urchin), 1995 nucleotides. RefSeq names its product alpha-N-acetylgalactosamine-specific lectin-like. The transcript has 5 exons. Lineage: Eukaryota; Metazoa; Echinodermata; Echinoidea; Temnopleuroida; Toxopneustidae. Bases 132 to 941 code for a protein of 269 amino acids. Gene Ontology annotation, molecular function: signaling receptor activity. The record is from RefSeq and is a predicted model, not a curated record.
GCUUUAGAUAAUUAUCUCACCUUAUCCUCUAUAGUUCAUUAAUAUAUCAUAACAUCAUCUCGGACAGUCAGGCUUAUCGUAUUUUAGAAAAACGCAAUAUACUCAUACAAUUAUUAGUCUUUCUGGUCAAGAUGGAAAGUCCUUUUAUCAGACGUCCACUUUUCAUGAUCUUUCUUUUGCACUUGGAUGCUGGUUUAUCAACUCUGGGGAGUUUAGAUACCAACCGUGUUAUGUUUAAUACCUUGCCAUGUAACACUAUCACCACUGCACACGGGACCUCUAUUGGCCUGGUACCCAAAGCGGUAACUGAUGGACAGUUGCCAGAGAUUGGUAGGAUAGGAGCAGCAAACAGUGUCGUCUGCAAACUUCCGGCGUGCCUUUCUCAACCUUGCCUUAAUGGAGGGAACUGUGUGGAGACCCAUCUAGGCUUCGCAUGCAAUUGCGCUCAGGAUUUCUAUGGCGUACAAUGUGAGAAUCGAUAUUGCCCAGAUACCUUUAGUCAUUUUCGAGGCAAUUGCUAUAUCUACGUAAAAACUACGGUGGACUUUGACACCGCGCUAUCUUACUGUCGAGCUGCCGGAGAGAAUGUAGAUCUGGCUUCUGUUCAUAGCACCGAGGAGUUGGAUUUCAUGACGAGCCUUUGCGAAGCACACUCUGACUGUACCUACUCGCAAUGGAUCGGCCUCAAUCGGACUUCGUACUCCGUCCCGUUCGGGUGGACGGAUGGGACGCCCUUCAACUACACGGCCUGGGGGAAUAAUGAACCAUCUAGUGAUGGAAGUGACUUCUGGGCAGAGCUCUGCGUAGAGAUGAUCUUUCCCGGUGUGAAAGCGAUGAAUGCAACAAAUCCCAAGGAUUCUCACAUUGAACAUGCAAAAUGGAACACCAAGAACUGUAAAGGUUACUACAUCUCAUAUGCUUGCAAGUUUCCACUUGACUAAAUUUACAGACGUUGUUAAAAGUUGGAAAUCACUGUAUGUAAUGUGGGCUUUCCAAAUUGGCAGGACAGUGCAGAUUCAUUCAUAAAACCUCUUUUUCCGAAUUGAAGAUGAUGACAAUGAGGUAUAUGGUCGAAAUCACAUUACUUUCCAUGUUCAUGACGUUAUCAUUUAGUAGUAAGCAAUAGAGUAUUUUUUUUCUCUGAAGGAUCUCCUGCGCAAAGUACAUGUAGGAUAGGAGAGGAUGAUGUGAUGAUAGAAUAAACGGGUGUAUGGGUCCUAUAACUCAAGAACAAUAUUAAAGGAAUCACGAAAUUAACGGCUACUCUACAUUAUUAUUGCAUUGUCUUGUGUCUUGAGCUAUGCAAGGGACAGUGAAUAUUUAAAAAUGCAUACAUCGACAGAUAGAGCACGAAGUUAUUGAUAUCUUCAUGCAUAGACUUCUACAGAAUUAUGACUCCUUAUAAAGUCUUUCGAUAUAUUGGCUAAUUGAUGAAUGAUUUGAGGAGCAAACUCUAUUCUGUUUGUGGUAUUUUGGGGGCUAUUUUUUCUUACAGAAAAUACCUUAGGCAAAUAAAGUUAUUUAGACUACCGUAUUUAUCAUGCUUGCAAAUCAUUACGGCUGUCUCUUUCGUUCAUGAAAUUUCAUUGCAUAUAAUUGUCACGUCUCCUUUGUGUUUUUCACUGAAUGACUAUGACUACAAAUUACUUGAUUCUAAUGAUAUUGAUUUGUUCUGUAGUAAUUUUGUAGUUAUGUUUAUACUCAAUAGUAUAUGCAUAUAUAUGAUGAAAUGAACGCAUCGAUAAAUUCAGACUCAACUCAAACAUGGACUACAUAAUGGAAAUCCUAUUUUUUGAAACAUUUGAUACGAUCCUGAAUGUUGUUUUGAUUCAGGUGAGUGGGAUGAUAAUAAGUUCGAGAGAUUUAUAUGUCACAUAAAUUUUGCAACAGUCAUGCCAUCUGCAAAAUGUUGUCAAUGAUGUUGACGAAUAAUGGAUUUUAUCGAUAUGAGUUUCUUGCUCAGUAGUUGUGAAUUGAUUCAUGAAAUAAAGUCAA